AUGCCAGAUCAUAAAUCAUCUUAUGGUCAGAAAGAUGGUGAUGUUGAGGAAGCGCAAGCCAGUUUAGAUUCAACUGCACAGUCUGGUCCAAAAUCACCAGAUGAUGGUCUUCUUCUUAGCUCAAGUUAUGUAUCUGAAGGACCCUGUGGAGUAGACCUAAGCCUUCUUGACAGUUCUAGAAAAGGGGAUGCCUCCAAAAUAAAGGCGGGUCAUACACAUCACAAAAACCAAGAAGUUAAUCCUCCUGCAAAAACUCUUAUUGAUAACACACCGAAUAGCCUAGAGCCAAGUGCUGGUGGUACUGCUGAUGCUGCUCCUACUUCUUCUGGUAGUGUACCUAGUGGUGCUGUUGCUGCUUCUUCCAGUAGUUUAUCUAGUGGUGCUGCUGCUACUUCUUCUAGUUGUGUAUCUGGUGGUGCUACUGCAGAUCAUGAUGCUGGUGAUACUUCUUCUGAUAGUAUAACUAAUGGUGGUGCUGCUGUUGAGGCUGCUGCUGAUGCUAUUUCUUCUGGUAGUGUAUCUGGUGGGGAGGCUGCUGCUGUUGAUGCUGAUAGUGCUCCUUCUGGUAGUGUAACUGAGGAUGGUGCUGCUGCUUCAUAUAAUAGUGUACCUGGUGGUGAGGCUGCUGCUAUUGAUGCUGCUUCUACUUCUAGUGGUGUAACUGGUGUUUCUGCUGUUGGUGGUGGGGGUGCUCCUUCUUCUAGUACUGUAACUGAUGGUGAGGUUGGUGGUGCUGCGGCUGCUGGUAGCAGAAAUGUUGGCAGUGAUGAAAGGGCUCCUAUUGAAGAACCUGUAAUUCCUCCUGAAGGGGUUGUAACCCAAAGUGACCACAGCUCACCCAGCAUAACUACCCCUCCAAUCCAAGAAGAGAGACCAGGAACAGAAACUGCAGACCCCACUCAGAACGGAACACUUGAAGGAAGAGAGGAGGACCUUAGAAAUGAAGAAACAGUUACACAAGGCAAUAGAUAUGAACAACUUCAUAGUAAGUUAUUGAUAUAUAGAUACAUCCAGACUAAUUUAACUCAUUAUUUUUAUUAGCAUGAUUGUUGGCUACCUCAGAAAACCAGGGUUUUUUUUUGCUCUUUUUGGGACUUUUGCCAACAAUCUUGAAAAAGCUGUUCAUUGUGUCUUAAACAAAUUUGGAUUAAUGUGAACGAAAUGUUUGACUCAAGAGUGAUAUUGUAGGAAGGAAUUAAUCCUUAUUAAUAAUUCUCCUAACUGUCUGCCAUACCCUUCUUGCAAUGUUAGUUUGGAGAAUUUGGUAUUGGAUCAACUUAUAAUCCCACUAUCGAUAGUUUUCUUUAUUCUCAUCACUUGUCUGCUUGAUAUUGUAUUGAUAUUGUAAGGAGAAAUUCUGUCUUGGUCAGUCAUGGGAGUUAAAGGGUUGAAUGAUAAUCAGUUUUUGGGUCAAAGGGUUAAACUUGGAGUGAGUUUUAUUUUCUGAUACCUUUUCCCCAAUAUACAGUUUUAUGUACCUAUUUCUAUUCUGUUCAACAUCUCACAUGAAAGAAUAUGUAAUGUCAUUGUUGGUGAGUCACGAUUAAACCUUUCACUCUAAGGAGUGACCAACAAAGAAGUUCUUUGUGUAAUAUCCAUACAUUUUCAAGCAGGGCCCAGUUGUCCAAAGGGCAGAUAAAGUUAUCCAACAGAUAAAUUGUUAUCUGUUGGACAAGUGUUAGAAAAAAUGUACUGCACUAUCCACCAGAUAGAGAUUCAUUCAUUAGAUAUUGUUAUAUACCUAAACUUUCACUCAACAAAACAAACACUAUGAUUGGUUGAUUCUUGGUCACAUGCCCCUGAUCAAAUUCAAAUGUGUCCUGACUGGGAAAAUACAAUUGAUGAUGUUUUUAUAGUUGUUUGUAGCCUUUUGUUCUUAUUUUAUACAACAGCAUGUUUUGACAAUGUAGUUUUGUAUUUAGGAUUUUUAUUUAAGGGAAUUAGCGCUUUAUAAAUACUAAAUAUAAAACAAAUGUAUCCCAACUGGGAUACAAUUAUAUAUGGUCCAGCAUUUUUUGAUAUGACUGUUUAGUUAUCUAAAUAUAAAAAAAAAAUUUUGUUUGGUCCCUUUGGGUUCUGAUGUCUCCCUUCUGAUGUCUCCCUCGACUUCGUCUCAGGACACAUCAGGACUCUUGGGGAAAACAAAACUAACUGUUUCCCUUGAGACCAUACAUUAAGUGUAUAGUGUUAUCCACCCCUUCAUACAAGUGGCGUCAGAAAGGUAACAAGAAGAAGGAAAAAUAUCAACAACGAGAUAUUACUUGAUUUAACAUCAAAUCUUCAGAACUUGAAUCAUAGGCAACAUAUAGGAAACAGUGCAGAGAAUGUGUAUUUAGAUAUUGGGAGUGAAAAGGUUAAGAGUUGUGAGGCUUUGAUGGGUCUAAUGAAAUCAAUAAUUAUAAGAAGGGUUAUGAUUAAAUAACCCUGCAAGCUCAUGACAGUUAUGUUUGGUGGUUAUGUCAUAUUUUUAACAUUUUCUUCAUUUCAUUCUCUUGUCUAUAGUUUCAAAGGAAAUACAAGAAAAUAAAUUCCUUGAAGACAUGUUAGUGUGCAAACUUGACCGCACAGCACAUCGUUGCAUACGUAACUGGGAACAUCUGGCUUGCACACAACAAGUGAAUGCACCUCUGGAGACCCGCCUCAGAUGUAAACUUAUCAGUAGGGGCAGUUGUACUCGCACACUUAUUGACUUCCUGGCUGUUGCAAACGGAGAUAAAAGUGUGCAGUAUUUAAUAACAGCAUUGAAGAAUAUAAGGAGAAAUGAUGUAGUUAAAAUGAUCAAAGAAGUUUAUCCAGGUAUGUGUCAUCAUUGUACUUUUAGUUUAUCUUUUGUAUUUGAACAUCCAAGGUCCUAUUCAGAUGCCAACUUUUUUUUCAAGUGGAACCUAAUUUAUUGAAUAUCUGUAGGUGCAUGAAAAGUUUUGCAUUUGGGUUAAAUAAGAAUGGGAAAGAUAAAAACUUUUGGAAUUGCUUAACUCUUAAAAAUGUUCUCAUUGGGUUAAUUGGGAAUUUUGACUUUCAAACAUCUCUGAUUUUUACAGUGUAUUGUAUAUGCAUAAGUUGAGUAUAUACUCAACUUAAGCAUAUAUGUUUAUGAUCACAUUUUGCCUGAAAGUGCUGUAGAAACUAUUUCAGAGGUUUGGAAACAGUUAUUGAUUGACUAACUAAGUUCAGUGUCUGAAUCAAAAGGAAUAAUUCUCAUGAAACAUCAAAAUAAGCACCUCUUACAAUGCAGUGUUAAAUAAAUUUUCCAACCGGUAGAGCACUCCUUUCACCUGGUGAAUUUUUAAGAAUUGUGAGUGAUUUUAAGAGGUACUGCAGGUAGUAAAUCUCACCAGUUACUGCUUGAAAAGAAAAACUCUGCAAUGGAUCCUAGUUUUUUUCAACCUGCAGGGGAAAGGAAAUUUAAAUAACUUGAAUUUUAUGGUGUAGAUGUCAGUGUUUGACUGAGAUAAAGCGACACUAAUUUUGGUUUGAGGUAUUAAAAGUCUUAAGAAAUUAGGGGGUCAAGAACUUUUCAUUAAAUAAAUGCAUAGUACUGGUAACACCUUUUAAAAUGGUUGCUGACAGCUAAUACGCAACAAGCUCAGCAAAACCUAAAGGGAGAUGGAAGUUGAGGGAAAUGUGAGAACUUGCUGUGACAGUCCCAUCUUGCCUUUUAUUGUAUUUUUACUUUUAUGUUUUAUGUCUUAUGACUAAACAAUGAUGGCUUUCAAUUUUUUUUUUUGAUGACCGUCAUUACACUGCUAUUUCAUCACAUGCUACAGAUGCUACACAAGCUUCACAAACAAUGUUAAGUGACUUUGUUGCUUCCACUACCAACAAUGAUUUAAUUGAAAAGAUAACUACAAAACUGGAUGAGAAAUCUCGAGUUAACUCAUGUUGGAUGGACCUUGGCAGGCAAUUUCAACUUUCUGGUCAAAAAAUAAAAGAAAUUGAAUUAUGUGGGGAGUCUAAUCCAACCGAAGCAUUAAUGGAAUAUCUUUACGCCAAACAACGAGACCUCACAGUAAAAGUGUUCUAUGAAAAAGUAGAGGAAAUGAAGCGAGGAGAUGUCCUAAAAAAGUUGAAACCUUUUCGUGAUGGUAGGUUUGUAUGUAUUCAUAUUUUUGAGCUGAAACAUGGGUCACUGGAAUAACAGAGAUGAGGAUGGGGGGGAGGGGGGGGACAAACCAAAAAAAAGACCCUUUGACACUGACUAUAAGUUAUUAAACUGAGCUGGGAACAAACCCUAAUCCAAGCCAAUUUGUUGUGUUAAUUGAUAUUGCCAUAAUGGUAAAAAUCGACUCUUGACUUUUCAUCCCAGAGGGAAUAUGCCUUCCAACUCUUUGGAAUGAGAACUUUAAACUUGUCCCAGCUCUCACCUGCAGAUCAAUUUUUGUUGUUUAGCAGAAAAAUUUUGGUUAUUAAACACCAGAUUUUAGAAUGAAGAGCAUUAAAGGCAAAGCCAAAGGAAACUUUUGUAGAAGCGUUUGGGCAUCUUGGGAACCUCUUCAUAAGUCUUCUCUAUGCGUCUUUAGACGUGAUAGGGUCUUUGCAACAUUUUGAAAAUAACAAAAUUCCAUGCCUUUGAGUUGAAAAGGUACGAAUAUCCACAUUACCAUUACUUCUCUGUUACUUUUGAUAUGUCUGAGUACCCCUGAGGUAAAAUAUUCAAAACUAAUACAGGGAGUAUUUUUUUCUUACAACAGAAGGUCCUGAAAAACCUUUAUGGGAUGGGAUAAAGUUAGAUUCGAAUGAAAUGAUGAGCAUCUGUGUUGAUCUAAACUCACAAAAUAAAGCACUGAAGAACUGGAGGCAUCUGGCCAACGCACUGCAGGUUCCCAGGGACACGUACACGCAUUUUAACCCACAGCAGCCCAAGAGUCCUACUAAAGAGUUGUUAGAUUGGAUCUCUACAUCUAAGAGUGAUCUAAAAGUAGGUCAGCUUUGUGAUGCUCUGGAAAGCAUCGGGCGCAAUGAUGUAGUUAGAGACUUAAGGAAUUACUUUGAACAGCGUCCCGCUGGGAACUAAGCUCUAAGGACGGAUCAAAGUUAUUUUGUGAACCAGUCAAGAGCCCACAUGGCUUUCAAGUGGAAAAGCAACGUGGAGGAAGGAGACAGAACCACUUCAUCUGCUGUGAUGGAUUGAAGGCUGAGAGAAAAAAAUGUGCGAAAACGACUACUCGAACAUCGAAAGAAACUGAGAUUAACCUGAUUUCCUUGAAAUCACAUCCAAUCGAAUAGGACGGGGUUAACCUUUGGAACAAGGUUACGAGACCCUAAGAAAGUUAGAAUGUUACGACGGGUGGUUUUCAUUCAGUGAAGGAAGGAGUAUUUUUGGCUCUAUAAAUACAAAACAGAAAACUGAGGUUUCUUCAGAAUAACGAUAAGGCCGAAAGUUAAAUGCGUGAAACGCAUGACUAUUGGAUCAUCUAACUUUAUCUCACAUUGAAAAAUGAAGUAGCUAGUGUUUUGAUUUAUUUUUUUAAUUUUCCGCCAAAUUCAAUGGCAAACGUAUCUUAAUGGAAAGAACUGUGACUUAGUAGAAGCAACGAAUUCUGUUAUCCUUGGGAUCACAGUCGCAAAAGAGCUAUUACAAGAGUUUUAUAUACAAAGAAAGUUAAGUUAAGUCUAUCUGAGAUGGCAAACCCAUUUCAUUUUUGUCGUUUAGGACUAACAUUUUUGUAGUUGAGAUGGUACAGUUUCCAUUUGAGUGAUGAGACAAAUUUCACACAAAAAAUAUGAAAAUGAAAAGAUUGACAAAAUGAACAAAUAUCGCCGUUCCUACCCUAUGACGGGCUGGCUUUUUUGGCCUACUUACACCACUCUUAGGGCCAAUGCCUUAGUCGUCGGAGCAUGACGGGAUAACCAUGGGAACGAAUUUGUUGGGCAAGUUUGUAAAACCUGAGAAAGUUUGCCCUUGAUGAUGUAGUGGACGACAGAUUGAUAUCAAAUAAAAAUAGAUUUUGUUAAAAGCACAAAAUGUU
Molecule: messenger RNA, 5969 nt
Organism: Pocillopora meandrina
Lineage: Eukaryota; Metazoa; Cnidaria; Anthozoa; Scleractinia; Pocilloporidae
Source: the annotation of a GenBank genome assembly